Messenger RNA from Camellia sinensis, 2408 nucleotides. The record is from RefSeq and is a predicted model, not a curated record. Lineage: Eukaryota; Viridiplantae; Streptophyta; Magnoliopsida; Ericales; Theaceae.
CAAAUAUGAAUCUUCUAAUUAACAAGAAUACACCUCGUCAUUGCCGGCAACAAAUCACAUAAUUUCACAAAAAUAAUGUCCUCUAAACAACGGACUUUACGAUGCCGAUACUCUGCUAAACGACCCUUUUCGUACUUAUAAUUAACCACGUAAACAAAUCUUAAUCAUUAUUACAUUCGCAUUCACACACAUAAACACAAAACACUAGCUAACACUAAAUUUUACCACAACAUUCUUUGUUAAACCUUACUUUCAGCCAUGUCAAGCGACAAUGGGUGGAUCACUGCCUUGGAGAAUGAAGCCAAGAAGAGUUACCAACCGGAGUAUGAUCCACGGAGCGGCUUCGAUUCGCGAACCGGUAUCUACCACUCACUCGAACAACUCGGUGAACAUCUAAAGAUACCAACCAGGCCUGACCUUGACACGGCCAUGUUUGUGCUAUCACAAUUUCCACCACCAAAAGAAGCCGAGUCAAGAGUUGCACUCAUUGACUCGGCCACUAACCAGAGAGUUACAUAUGCACAACUCCGCCACUCGAUUGACUCCCUCGCCUCUGGACUGUACCAUGGGCUAGGGAUUCGCAAGGGCGACGUCGUGUUCGUCCUGUCCCCAAACUCACUCCUGUACCCGACCAUUUGUCUAGCCGUACUGUCCAUCGGCGCGGUGCUAACCACCGCAAACCCAGUCAACACCGCGUCAGAAAUCGCCAAGCAAGUACGUGACUCGGGUGCUAAACUCGGAAUUGCUGCACCAGAAGAGGUGUGCAAAUUAGUCUCCACAGGAUUGCCUACACUCCACACUUCUCGUCCAUCCGACAGUGCACUUUCCAUUGAAGAGCUAAUCGAAAGCUGUGAUCCGAUGGAGUUGCCAAAACAAGGGCUCACUCAAUCAGACACCGCAGCCAUUCUAUAUUCCUCAGGGACUACUGGGACUAGCAAAGGUGUAGUAUUAACCCAUUCAAACUUCAUAUCUAUCAUGACACUUCUCAAAUGGACUGUCGACGCAAUAUCGGCCCAGAAUGAUGUGUUCUUGUGCUUCAUACCAAUGUUUCACAUCUAUGGACUUGCAUUCUUUGGCCUUGGCCUGUUUUGUUCGGGCAUAACGACGGUGUUGAUGCAAAAGUUUGACUUCCAAGCUAUGCUUGAUGCAAUUCAAACUUACCAAGUCAAUAAUGUUCCGGCAGUGCCCCCAGUGAUACUUGGGCUGGUGAAGCAUAUUGAUGGUGGUCAUGACUUGUCGUCCCUAAGAAGGAUUGGCUCGGGGGCAGCACCGUUGAGCAAAGAGGUUUCCGAUGCCUUCAGAGAGAAGUUUCCAGGGGUCGAGGUAAGACAAGGCUAUGGACUAACCGAGAGCUGCGGUGCAGGCACUUUUAGUGUUUCCGAUGAACAGGCUAAGGAACGUUCAGCUUCAUGUGGAAGGUUGAUUCCAAGUUUUACUGCCAAGGUGGUGGAUUUUGAGACGGGAUUGGCGUUGCCACCUGGUAGGGAAGGAGAGCUGUGGCUGAAGAGCCCCGUGGUGAUGAAAGGGUACUUGGGAAAUGAGGAGGCGACGGCUGCGACAUUUGAUAAAGAUGGGUGGCUGAGAACCGGAGAUCUUUGUUAUUUUGAUGAAGAUGGAUUCGUUUACAUCGUUGAUCGGAUAAAGGAGCUCAUCAAGCACAAUGGGUAUCAGGUAGCACCGGCAGAAUUGGAAGCAAUUCUUUUGAGUCAUCCUGGUAUUCUUGACACUGCAGUUAUACCAGUUGAAGAUGAAGAAGCAGGACAGAUACCAAUGGCAUAUGUGGUGAAAGCAGCUGGUUCUGAACUUACUGAAGACGAAAUCAUCAAAUUUGUUGCCAGUCAGGUGGCCCCAUACAAGAAGGUAAGAAAAGUAGGCUUCAUCAGUGCCAUCCCGAGAUCAGCAGCUGGCAAAAUCUUGCGGAAGGAGCUAGUUUCCCUAAACCAACGCCAAGUCAUCUCCAAGUUAUAAUAGUUUUAAUUUAAUUUUUUCUUGAAUUUCAUUUUUCCCUAUAUGUAUUCUAUAUUUAUAUAUAUGGAGCCUACAUCUUAAAGGAUAGAAGGAUCGCCAACAAUUGUAUUUCAGCAUCCAGUACUAUUGCAAUCUGAAAACUAUGUUGCAGCGAAGAUCACCGAAGCAAUAUUUGGAAUAAAGAGUUAAUAAAGAGUCUCUAAAGCAUGACUAUGUUAUUGUAUUGUAAAUCUAAGUACUCAAUUACUAGAAAUUACUAUGUCCAAGUCUAAACAAGAAAGGGAAACUAUUGUGCAAUUUUCUAGUGCUUUCUGGUCUUCCCAAGGUUUGAGUUGGGGAAAAUUAGUCUCCACAAAAAAGUUAAGGCAAAACUGUCUACCUACUAUCUCUCUCAAAAAUCAAAUCCUAUUGUAAGCGAGAGAACGACCUUCUUGGCAAUG